AUGGACAAGGCCACCAGUGACAAGAUAUUCUGCUGCAGCUGGAUGCGCAGCAAGCUCCCCCUGGCCGUCAGGGAAGAGGUGUACCACCUAUUGAGGAUGAUGGGGCCCCUGUUGGUGGCUCGACUCUUCGGUUAUCUCCUUCCGUUUGUGGUGACCAUGUUCUGCGGACGCCUGACCAACGAGGUGAUGGCCGGUUACGGAUUAGCAUUUGCUACCAUCAAUGUGACCACAGCAGCAACAGGCCUGGGUUUAGGGAUCACACUUGAUACUUUGGUGGCUCAGACAUUCGGUGGUAGGAACCUGCUGCGCGUGGGCGUGAUCCUGCAGCGAGGCAUCAUCAUCCUGCUGUUGUUCUGUCUGCCCUGCUGGGGUCUGCUUCUCAAUGCCCAGACCCUCCUGCUGCUCAUGGGUCAGGACCCUGAGGUCACCCGAAUCGCACAGUUGUAUAUCACAGCGUUCAUCCCAGCAAUACCUGCAGUGUUUCUAUAUCAACUCCAAGUGUCCUACCUUCAGAAUCAGGGUAUUAUACUGCCACAGAUGUAUGCUGGCGCCCUGGCAAAUGUGGCAAACUUGCUGACAAACUACAUCUUUAUUAACGUGCUCGAUCUCGGGGUGAAUGGAUCUGCAGCAGCCAGCACUCUGUCGGAGAUUUACAUAUGUGCCUUCCUGUUUGCGUACAUCUGGUGGAAGAAGCUGCAUAAAGCGACAUGGGGAGGCUGGUCUGUGGAGUCGCUGCAGGAGUGGGGCUCCUUCAUGAAACUGGCCAUCCCCAGCACACUCAUGACGUGCUUUGAAUGGUGGAUUCAUGACUUCGGGGGCUUUUUUGCAGGGAUGCUGGGUAAAUACGAACUGGCGGUCCAUCAUGCCUUGAUAACAGUGGUAAACUUCAACUAUAUGGUGACGCUCAGCAUCCAGGGGGCGGCGUGCGCUCGAGUGGGCAACGCCCUAGGUGCAGGCUCCACAGCCGGAGCACUCCUCACCUGCAAGGUGGCACUGUCGUUUUCAGUCGUCUUUGCCGUUGUUCAAGCCACCGUUCUCGGAUCUACUAAAUCCGUCAUCGGCUUCCUCUUCACCUCUGAUAUGAAGAUCAUCAGUCUACUCUCUCGCUUGAUAAGUAUUUACUGCUUCCAACAGUUAUUUGAUGGCAUUGUGGGGGUGUGUCCGGCAGGCAUCUUUAUAGGAACGGGGAAGCAAAAGAUUGCGGCAGUGGCUAACUUCAUCGGCUACUACUGCAUUGGGCUCUCCAUUGGUAUUGUGCUGAUGUUUGUCGCCAAACUCAACAUUUUAGGUUUCUGGCUGGGGCUUCUCAUUUGCGUGGUUCUACAAUCCACCUUCUACAUCGUGGUCAUAUUCAGACUCAACUGGAAGAGCAUCACAGAGGAGGUGCUGAAACGAGCGCAGACGAAGACAACUGUCCCAUUACUGAACACAAGUGCUGCAACAAAUAACCACAGUGGAGAGCAGACACAACUCCAGCACAAUUCAGCGGAAGGCUUCACGCACGUGAGCGGCGAGUGUCCUGACGGCAGCGCGAAGACUCCACCCGGUGACAAGGAGGAUACCGUGCAUCUCUCUGUUUCCCAAUUGGUUCUCCGCCGAGGCGUCACCGUGGUUACGGUGCUGGGGCUCCUUGUGGUAGGCGCUUACGUACACUUCCUGGUGCCGCCACCCGAGAACAUGCUGCUGCUUAAGGCCAACCUCACGAGCAUCAACGCCACACACAGUCCUCUACAAACUGUCAAUAUGUUGGACUGGUGA
Phycodurus eques (leafy seadragon) is the source of this 1758-nucleotide messenger RNA. Its product is annotated as multidrug and toxin extrusion protein 1-like. Gene Ontology annotation, molecular function: xenobiotic transmembrane transporter activity; antiporter activity. Gene Ontology annotation, biological process: xenobiotic detoxification by transmembrane export across the plasma membrane. Lineage: Eukaryota; Metazoa; Chordata; Actinopteri; Syngnathiformes; Syngnathidae. The record is from RefSeq and is a predicted model, not a curated record. Gene Ontology annotation, cellular component: membrane. The transcript has 17 exons. The coding region runs from base 1 to 1758 and encodes 585 amino acids.